Pestalotiopsis fici W106-1 is the source of this 1098-nucleotide messenger RNA. RefSeq lists its product as uncharacterized. The transcript has a single exon. The record is from RefSeq and is a predicted model, not a curated record. Bases 1 to 1098 code for a protein of 365 amino acids. NCBI's taxonomy places the organism in Eukaryota, Fungi, Ascomycota, Sordariomycetes, Amphisphaeriales, Sporocadaceae.
AUGACGGGAAGUUCGAGAGAUUCGGGCGUAUGCCUGAGCAGCUUCUUUUCGCAGCGCAAAGUUUCACACAACUUUCGUCACGACUGCGACAACUUUGCCAAGGCCAAGUUCCCCAAGGAUGAUAUCCGGCCAGUUCCUACGCAAGGAUACUGUUCCUAUACAAUGUUCAUUGGCGACGACAAGGUGGCCCAGUUUCGCCCUCCAGACCACGGACUUGAUAUUGCGGUCACAUCAACAGCUCAUCGUAUCUUUGGUGAUAUUGUCCCAGAGACUGAAAUUCUUGGGGUUGUACACGAUGAGAACGACGGUACCGAGUUGCAUGCCUAUUCCAUGACAAGACUCCAUGGGACAUCUCUUGUUGAUGCUCGGCAUUCGGACAACCCAAGACCCAGAAACACGAAGGAAGCGCGGCGUCGCAUUGUGAAGGACUUUGCUCGACUGCAAGCAACUAGCUGGAAUAAUCGAAAGCCCAGCGAACAAGUCUCACAGAAAGGCUUGGUUGGCUCUUCGCUGGUGUGGCGGACAAAACUCUUGGGAUCCAACCUGCCCGAACGAUUCAAGAAGUUUGCGUCGUCCAAUCUUCGGAACUUAGACGAAAUUGAACAAUUACCAUGGACAUUGACACACGGAGAUUUCAUCCCGUCCAACAUUUUGGUCAGCGCAAAGAAUGGCAGCAUCACAGGCUUGCUCGAUUGGGCAGAGGCAGAAUGGCUUCCCUUUGGAGUUGGGCUUUACGGCCUCGAAGAACUACUAGGCGCAGAAGUCAACGGGACCUUUGAGUAUUUCUCCGAGGCACGAAGGCUCCGGCAUUUAUUCUGGAGUGAGCUGAUAUCACUCGUGCCGGAGCUACGCCGCGAUCCGCGGCUAUUGGCUGCGGUGCAGGAGGCCCAAGUUUUGGGUAUCCUGCUGUGGCAUGGCAUUGCAUUCGACGACGGGCGGUUGGACAGAGUUGUUGAAGAAGGUGUCGAUGACGGUGAAAUCCAACGUCUAGAUGCGAUGCUCCUUGGACGUUCUGGCCUGCGUUCUACCAGCACAUGGCGCGAGAGGUUAUUUUCAAUCCGUGAUUUUGUGGCUUACCAUUCACUAGGUAGUGAGUGA